Passer montanus (Eurasian tree sparrow) is the source of this 5806-nucleotide messenger RNA. It is a transcript of the gene SYT10, whose product is annotated as synaptotagmin 10. NCBI's taxonomy places the organism in Eukaryota, Metazoa, Chordata, Aves, Passeriformes, Passeridae. The transcript has 7 exons. Gene Ontology annotation, cellular component: membrane. The record is from RefSeq and is a predicted model, not a curated record. Gene Ontology annotation, molecular function: calcium-dependent phospholipid binding; syntaxin binding; calcium ion binding. Gene Ontology annotation, biological process: regulation of calcium ion-dependent exocytosis; cellular response to calcium ion; calcium-ion regulated exocytosis. The coding region runs from base 90 to 1658 and encodes 522 amino acids.
CCGCUCCGCUCCCCGCGGGAGGCAGCGCGGGUCGGGCGCGGAGCCGUCCCGCGCCGGCCAUGGCCUAGCGGCGGCGGCCGGGCCACACGAUGAGUUUCCCGGCGGAGGACGGCGUGGGCAGCCUCUGCCACAAGGCGCUGCAGAUCAUCUCGGAGCUGUGCCUGGGCGGGCAGGUGGAGCGGGAGAAGUGCGCCGGCAUCUUCCCCCUGGAGAGCGCCCGGCAGGGCAUCGGCGGCACAGAUGUCUCAGUCAGUCUCUUAGCAGUUGUCGUCAGCUUCUGCGGGCUCGCCUUGCUGGUGGUCUCGCUUUUUGUCUUUUGGAAGUUGUGCUGGCCCUGCUGGAGGAGCAAACCUCUCACCUCCAGCGCCAGUAAUGUCCCGCAGAGCAGCUCCAGCGCUCCCACGGAGGUUUUGGAGAACAGCGAGAAAAAGGAAGUUAAAGAAAAUGGGAAACCUACAACCAAGGUGCUUGAAGCUGCGCUGAAAAUCAGCCACACUUCACCUGAUAUACCAGCAGAGGUGCAGAACGCACUGAAGGAGCACCUGAUCAGACAUGCUCGGAUGCAGAGGCAGAUCACGGAGCCCACGUCCUCAUCAAGGCACAAUUCCUUCAGGAGGCACUUGCCAAGGCAGAUGCAAGUGUCCAGUGUUGAUUUUAACAUGGGGACAGACCCGGUUUUGCAAAGGGGAGAGACCACAACCAGCAUUGGGAGAAUAAAACCAGAACUCUACAAACAGAAGUCUGUGGAUUCUGAUGGGCAACAAGAAGAUGUGAAAACGUGUGGAAAACUUAACUUCACUCUCCGGUAUGAUUAUGAGAAUGAACUUCUGGCUGUCACAAUUGUCAAAGCCUUAGAUCUGCCUGCUAAAGACUUCACAGGAACAUCCGACCCCUACGUUAAGAUUUAUCUGCUUCCAGACAGGAAAAAGAAAUUUCAGACACGAGUUCACAGAAAGACAUUAAAUCCAGUCUUUGAUGAAACCUUUCAGUUUCCUGUAGCCUAUGAUCAGCUCAGCAACAGGAAAUUGCAUUUCAGUGUUUAUGAUUUUGACAGAUUUUCUAGACAUGACAUGAUUGGGGAAGUUAUUCUUGAUAACCUUUUUGAAGUCUCAGAUCUCUCCAGGGAAGCCAAUGUAUGGAAAGACAUCCACUGUGCCACCACAGAAAGCAUAGAUUUGGGUGAGAUCAUGUUUUCCCUUUGUUAUUUGCCUACUGCUGGGAGAAUGACUUUGACAGUCAUCAAAUGUCGGAAUCUCAAAGCAAUGGAUAUAACUGGUGCAUCAGAUCCUUACGUCAAAGUGUCGCUGAUGUGCGAGGGACGGAGGCUGAAAAAGCGGAAAACAACCACAAAGAAGAACACUCUGAAUCCUGUUUAUAAUGAGGCCAUCAUCUUUGAUAUCCCUCCAGAGAACGUGGACCAGGUCAGCCUCUCCAUUGCAGUGAUGGAUUAUGACAGAGUAGGGCACAAUGAGGUCAUUGGAGUGUGCCGGACAGGAAUUGAUGCUGAAGGCCUUGGAAGAGAUCAUUGGAAUGAAAUGUUGGCUUACCCACGUAAACCAAUAACUCACUGGCACCCACUACUAGAGCUACCUGGCCGAGCAACCAGUUUUGAUAGCCAGGGAUCCUGUUCCUCACCCAAACCACCGCUUACACCCUAGGAGCCAGGAUGGAUCCAUCAUGCUCAGUGUCCAAAGCUCCCCCACAGCUCACAUCUACAUCAACAGAAGGUUUGGAUUCUGCAGAUGAACUGUAUCCAUAUUUUUUUAUCAAAAUACAUCUUUCCUAUUCUAAGUCUUAUACGACAAUUUAUAAUAAUUUGUUAAAGUGUGGAUGAAGUUGACUUGAGUCAAAUAUAACCCUUCCUUCUGCAAAUUCAUUCACCUGUUUUAUCUCUGGCAUAUAUCCAGGGCAGUGGUUUGAUGGGGCCUCUAUCUUUUCAGAGGCAAAGAAACCAGAAAAAAAAAAGAUCCCUUAAGUAAUUCAAACUACUGCACCUUUUAACACCUAAUUCUUUUGAGGUAGAGCAAUUAGUCAUAUACAGCUCAUGUAGUAAAUUCCUUCUAAAUUGCACUAAAUCCUCUAUGACUUUGCAAGAUAGCACUUCAAACUGAAUGUUGCAUGAAAAAAAAAACAAAACACUGUUGUCAUGUUUUGAGUAUCUGGAAAAUCAGUUCAUUCCUUGGGCAGGGAGGAAGGGCUGAUUUAAGAGCCAAUGAGGCAGAUCUACUGACUUCAAUAGGUUUUAGUCAAGCCCUUCUGAUACAGGUAUGAGAACUGGAUCUAUGCAGUUAUAAGCUUCCAGCACUCAUGAUGACAGCUGCAUCUCAACACAAGUCAAACUGCAGAGGAGAGAAUGCUCAGACGUAAAGGAAUUGAUUUAACGUGAUUUAUCUCUUCACAAAAUUGACCAAAUAUUGCAGUUACCCACAACAUUUCUAUGAUUCUUGAUUUAAUGUGACAGCCUUAGAUUUCUUUGAAGUUAUUUUGACUGAGUGCACAGCACACAUGGAAUUUAGUUUCUGGUUGCUGGCUGGAUGCCUCUAGACACAUAUGCUAAAUAUGAAUUUGAGAUGUGUUUUCUGUCAGUCUAUGGAGAUACAAAUCGAAAUGUGACUAUUUUACAAGCAAGUAAACUCAUUUAUUGGAAUACACAGUGACAGCAAAUGCAAAAAUCUAUUUGCUGUAGUCAGAUACUUUAAAAAGCAGAAGAGAACUACUUAUUAUUUUGUGGAUUUUUCUCCAAACACUGCAGUUUACCUCAAUCAGAUAAAUCAGAUAGUUACUUUCUUUUUUCCUUUUUUCUUUUCUUUCUUUCUGUGAAGAGUGUAGCACAGACAGCAGGAUUGGGUCUGAGGUUUUGAAAGCUGGACUGUAAUUAGAAAAAGUUAGGCACUUUUUGUAUCUUUGCAAUAUAUAUAAAGAAAACAGUGUUUUCCAAACCAGUAUUUUUACAGAAAUGUCAUGCAGGAGAAAAACAACAAAAGAAGAUUGAUUUAUGAUAAUGAAAGAAAUUUUGAGAAUUCAUCUGGAUAUGAAGGGAAAGGGUCGUGUUGGCAAACUUCUAAAGAACCAUUUUGGGUUGGUUUAGCCUGGCUGACACAAAAUAUGUACCCAAAGAUCCAGUCCCUCAAUGCCACCAUGACUGAUCUCUAAGACAGACAAAAAUACCUUUAAGUGUCUUAAACUGCUCCAGAAAAGCUAGCAAGGCUGGUCUUAACAUUACAGGUGUAUCUAAUUCAAAAAAGGAGGCACUUUUAUACCUUGCCUCCUGUGCCUAUGAACGCAGCAAGCAAACAAAUAAAUAUAAAAAUCAAUCUUUACAGUCUUUACAAAUAAGGGGAGGGAAAGAAAAUAAAAGAAAGAAAAAAUGGAAAAAAGAAAAGGCUCCAGUCCAAGUUUCUGAAUGCCUGUUUCAGGUUGUUCUUCAUGGCCUCUAGGCAGAAAUUGUUUCUAUCAGAGAGGAUUGGUAAUGCUGACACUGAUCCUCCCUGCUUAAGAUUGUAUUUUCAUCACCAUAAAUGCAGAGCAGCCUUGCAGAAUUUCAUUCCUCCUUUUGCUCUGGAUGAGUAAUUUUUUUAAUAGGAGAACAAACUCUCCUCUGUGAGGUUUUUUUCCCUCCCAUAAUUGUUAUCCUAACAAAAUUCUGUGGCUUAGAUAAUUUUCAACAUGAUUCUGCAAGGCUGAUAUCAAAACAGAUAUAUAUGUAUAUAUAUAUAUGGAGAUUGAAAAACUAUUUUAUGUAUACAUUUAUCUUAAUAUAAAUUAUAUCAACAGUGGCCUUUGUGGCCUAGAAAAUACUUUUUGUAAUGUGGUACUGUAACAGUCAAUAGUUAAUUAAAUAUUCUUUGCACUUUUUUGCACCUAAUAUCCAAAAAGCGAACAAAUUCACGAUCAAAUGUAGCAUUAGUGUUCAGCAAUGAGCAACGUAUUUUUACCUAUUUUACUGUUCUCUGAGUAUCCUGUGUGUUUCAUCAUAGGUAGCAAGGUAUUUCAAGAUUCAUUUUCUUAAAUUUUAAUUGUUGUUAAAUACCAAAGGCUCAGCUUGUGCCCCUUUGUUGUGUUAUUUUUGGUAUUGUUAAUAACAAUAGUGAAUGACUUCUGUGUCUAAACCUGAUUGAUGGGUGCUCUACAUCUAGAAGAAAUCAGGCUGCGAAAUCAUCUGGACAUCUAGCUUCAAAAAUGAUCCCUUAAGUAUUUAUCUUUAUUCCCUUAGCAGUGAUUAAUAGAACUAGAUAAAAAGAUUUAUUUUUUUUUCUUCAUUGUUUCCUUAACCAUCUCAAAAGAUAGGAUAUGUACUUAGCAUAACCCAUCCAUUGGCUUUAGAGCCUGGUUCACGAGUUACUCUCAGUGACAUCACAAAAGCACCAAGGAAGAGCUUAGCACAGUUUAAGUCAAGGAAUAUGUGCUCAAUGCAUAUCUUUAUUAAGGAAUUCUAAAUAUUUAAAUUUGGAAACUUGGAGCAGUUACAAGUUCUCUGCUCCCAUCCUGAUUUUUUUUUCUGCUUAUCCACAUUUCUCCCAUAUCUCAUGUAUUACCCUAAUUUGGGAAAAACAAAUGUGUCAAAAGGCUGGUUUAAAAUAUAUUGUAGUACUUUUACAACAGUUAGAAAAUCUUCCUUUCCUAAAGGCCUAAGCUAUUUUACUUGAAGCUCUUUACGGGAAACCAGUAGUUAAGAAUUGUAUUUGCAUGGCCUGUUUUUUGGUUUUUUUUGUACUCUCACACUGCACAGGUGAGCACAAGCCCACAAAGAUUGAAACCAUGUUCUGCACUCCAUGACCUCAGCUUUGGACCCCAACAUUUUACAGUCCUGCUGACAUGGCCCUUCCCCUCUCCCUCCCAGCAAGUAACCAGCUCUUUCCUCACCAUCUUUUGUCUAUGCUGGUCUUAGGGAUAUGAAUAUUGGUCAAAGUGGCCAGCAACUUCCCCUGCAAAAUUUCUUCUUCAAUAAAUGCAAUUCUUUGGACUACUUAUGUUUAACAAAAUUAUACAUUUUUCUUAAAGAAUCACCACUACUUCCAAUAUUUUUGAAGAAAAUGUUGAGCUACCAAUAAAUGUUUUCAUUGGGUUGAUUUUUUCAAGGGAAAAAGCAUUUACCUAAUUUAUUUCUGUGGGUGCAUUUUUGGAGCAAUAUUAAGAAAAACUUUAGUUAAAAGACUCAUUUGAUUAAUCCUUUUCUCCUCUUUCUCAGCUUUUUAAUUGGAUUCAAUGUAAUUCCUUUAAAAAUUUCUAACAUCAUGAUGUACAACAUAUACAUGAUAGUCUAGUUACAAGAUUAUUUUGCUAUCUCUUUUUUAUAAAUUUUUAUAUGUACUAACUUUAUAUUGUACUCCAUUAAUUUAACAGGCUUUUUACAUCUGAAACAGUUUGUCUGUAUUUUUGAGUGAGCAAACAUUCAAAAGAAGGGUAUUUCAGAACUCAGUAAUAGAGUUCUUCUUCUGCUGGAAAUGUAACAUUUUUUAGAAAUCCAUAAAUGUGCCUGCCAAAUUUGAAAAUCACCUUUUUUGAGCAUGCAAAAACCUAGGUUUGCACAUACAAGUACUUGCACUUGCUGGAUGUACAAUCACUAUUAUUUAGCACUCCUGUUACAACAGAACACUCACAGCUAAUCAGAAAGAUGUUUCAGUUCAUGAUAAACACUUGACAAACCUGUACUGUGUGACCGUUCCUUGACCUGAGAAGUUCAUAUGACAUUAUUUCUACAAAUGAAAGGCUUGAAAAUUUGGUAGCUCCUAAAACAUGAUGUAUAUGUUAAUCAGACAGUGAGGUGACUUUUGGACAAAGCUCAUGUAAUAUCUGUUGGACCAUC